Molecule: messenger RNA, 3056 nt
Organism: Ctenopharyngodon idella (grass carp)
Lineage: Eukaryota; Metazoa; Chordata; Actinopteri; Cypriniformes; Xenocyprididae
Gene: cry1b
Product: cryptochrome circadian regulator 1b
Exons: 14
Coding region: 325-2148 (607 amino acids)
Biological process (GO): entrainment of circadian clock by photoperiod; negative regulation of DNA-templated transcription; circadian regulation of gene expression
Cellular component (GO): nucleus; cytoplasm
Molecular function (GO): DNA binding; FAD binding
Source: RefSeq, a predicted model, not a curated record
CGUAGGUGCCGAUUUGCGUCAACGAGUGGGUGGAGUCGACUAAUGGCUGACGGUUCAUGGGGUGAAUUAAAAUUGACAUUCAACUAAAGGACAACAGUCGUGUAAAUAUUCGUGUCUAGUCGACGCUCGUAUUGUUAUAUGGACGGAGAAUUUACAGGCGCAGAGAUCCAGCUUCAACAUGGGAAAAGUUUUUCUUGAGCAAGGCUGAAGAAGACGUCACCGGAUCUACAUUUUUACCUGAAUUGGGAAGUCUGGGUUUGCAAGUUUGGGAGUUACUGGAGCAUUCGUGAUCUCACUAGGGACUGCAGUACCUUUGGAGCAGCAAUGGUGGUCAAUACGAUUCACUGGUUCAGAAAGGGCUUAAGGCUCCAUGAUAACCCAUCACUGCGGGACUCUAUAAUAGGAGCUGAUACACUGAGAUGCGUUUACAUACUGGACCCCUGGUUUGCAGGAUCGUCCAACGUGGGAAUCAGCAGAUGGAGGUUUUUGCUGCAGUGUCUUGAGGACUUGGACGCCAGCCUUCGCAAACUUAACUCUCGCCUCUUUGUCAUCAGGGGACAACCCACAGAUGUCUUUCCAAGACUAUUUAAGGAAUGGAAAAUCACCCGGCUGUCAUAUGAGUAUGACUCCGAGCCCUUCGGGAAGGAUCGUGAUGCAGCCAUUAAGAAGCUGGCCACUGAGGCAGGGGUGGAAGUCUUCGUCAGGAUCUCCCACACACUCUAUGAUCUGGACAAGAUUAUAGAGUUAAACGGAGGACAGUCUCCUCUCACAUAUAAACGAUUUCAGACGCUCAUCAGCAGAAUGGAUCCUGUGGAAAUACCAGCAGAGACCAUCACUGCUGAAGUUAUGGGCAAAUGCACAACACCCGUCAGUGAAGACCACGACGACAAAUUUGGCGUACCGUCACUGGAGGAGCUCGGUUUUGAAACCGAAGGGCUGUCAUCAGCUGUGUGGCCUGGUGGAGAGACUGAAGCUCUGACUCGAUUAGAGAGACACCUGGAGAGGAAGGCUUGGGUGGCUAAUUUCGAGCGUCCCAGAAUGAAUGCUAAUUCCUUGCUGGCCAGCCCCACAGGCCUGAGUCCUUACCUCCGGUUUGGCUGCCUCUCCUGCAGACUUUUCUAUUUCAAACUCACAGACCUCUACAGAAAGGUCAAGAAGAACAGCGUCCCACCACUGUCCCUUUACGGUCAGCUGCUCUGGCGUGAGUUCUUCUACACGGCUGCCACUAACAACCCACACUUCGACAAAAUGGAGUUCAAUCCCAUCUGCGUGCAGAUUCCGUGGGACAGGAAUCCCGAAGCUCUAGCAAAGUGGGCAGAGGGCCGGACUGGUUUCCCAUGGAUUGAUGCCAUUAUGACCCAGUUGAGACAGGAGGGAUGGAUCCACCAUCUGGCCAGGCACGCUGUUGCUUGCUUCCUCACACGUGGAGACCUGUGGAUCAGCUGGGAAGAAGGCAUGAAGGUGUUUGAAGAAUUGUUGCUGGAUGCAGACUGGAGCGUCAACGCAGGAAGCUGGAUGUGGCUUUCGUGCAGCUCAUUCUUCCAGCAGUUCUUUCACUGUUACUGUCCGGUGAGCUUCGGUCGACGUACCGACCCUAAUGGAGACUAUAUAAGGCGCUAUUUGCCCAUAUUGAGGGGCUUCCCUGCCAAAUUCAUCUAUGACCCUUGGAAUGCCCCAGAAAGUGUUCAGAAGGUCGCUAAGUGCAUAAUUGGAGUACACUACCCCAAACCCAUGGUUAAUCACGCUGAGGCCAGCAGGAUAAACAUCGAGCGAAUGAAGCAGAUUUACCAGCAGCUGUCCUGCUAUCGGGGCCUUGGGCUCCUUGCAACUGUUCCAUCCAACACAGCCAACAAUGGAGAUGGUAAUGGAGCAGGUCCUUCCUCAGCAGACAACACACAGGAGAGCACUCACAUUACAGUACACCCAUCACCAGCAAGUUUUCAACCGGAGUUCCCACCUUUUACAGUGUCAUGUGAUCAACAGCCUGUCAACAGUGUGCAGCCACAUCCAGGGUAUUCAGGUGGUGGUAUGGUUGGACAAGUUUACAAACAAUCACAAAGAGGAAGUAGGACGAGUACUUUGAAGCGACAUAGUGAAGAACAAGUAUCAGAACAUGCAUUGAAGAUUCACAGGCAUGAUAGUAACUAACCACCACAGAAGCAAGGAAAUACACACACCUCUCUUCAGUCUAGUGAUGGGACCUGUAGCACGAAGGACAGCAUCUCUGCAUGCCCAUUAUAAACUCCUCCAUACUCCGCCUUGCCCUUUAUGCUUUGGCAUGGUGUCAUUCUGCUUGUAGAGCUUGAGUUAGCCUUGAGGUCAAGUGUGGUGGCCCAGGAAGCUGUAAACUGUGCUGUAAGCCGUUCGACAUGACAUAAUGUAUGUUGUUUCAGCAUUUAAGAUGUCUGUUUUUUGCAAGCUGUUUGUUGAUAAAUUGUGGAGGAAAAUGUUUUAUAGUAUUUACGCAGUCCAACUGUCAUACAUCAGUUGCUAUUUUUAAGUCUGUGUAUCUAUCAUACCAUUUGAUGUCCAUUUGUGAAAUGUUGUCUGAUUGUUUUGGCAAGAGCUGUGUUUUAAACAAUUCUAUAUAAUAUUAAGAGGGAUUUAUUUGGGAAUUUAUAUAAUCAGGAGCAUAUUGGCCCCUAAAUGAGAAUGUUUCAACUAGUUGCUCUUUGGCAAGUCAAAGGUUUGAUUGAUCUAAAUGUUCAAUUCUAAUUUAUAAAUAGACACAUUCUGUUAAGUACAGAGCAAAAAUCUGUAUAUUUUGUCAGAUUUUUGCUUUUUGUAAUGGAGUAACUAUAUCAUUGAGGCCUGUGGCUCUUAAGCACAAGUGGAUUUGUUUCAAGACAAUUACAGGGAAACAAGUCCUGCUAUGUAUAUAAAUGUAUACUGUAAGUAAUUCAGUUUGCAAACCAUUGUACAUAACUUUUUUCUUGCUUAUUUACAGACUCACUGUUAUAUUUUUUUAUAUGAGAGACAAUACUUUUUCUUUCUUUUUUUUGGAUUGUUGUAAUGUGUUCUUUAUAAAUCACUAUUAAAAUAUGAUAGACCUCUUA